CCCGCGGCACGCACGUCCGCCGGCAGCGGCGGCGCAGCGGACGAGGCCGAGGCCCGGGGGGCUGCGCGCGGCGGCCAUGGUGGGCCGCGAGAAGGAGCUCAAGAUCCGCUUCGUGCCCGGGCGCUGCGAGUUGGUGGAGGAAGAUAUUGAUAUUCCCAGUAGACGAGUUCUGAUCACUGGUGCUACGGGACUUCUUGGUAGAGCUGUGUUCAAAGAAUUCAAUGAAAAUAAUUGGAAUGCUGUUGGCUGUGGAUACAGAAGAGCUCAGCCUAAAUUUGAGCAGGUUAAUCUUCUGAACUCCGUUGCAGUUCAUGACAUUAUCCAUGAUUUUCAGCCUCAUGUUAUAGUGCAUUGUGCUGCAGAGAGACGGCCAGAUGUUGUGGAAAGCCAACCAGAUGCUGCUUCCCAGCUCAAUGUGGCUGCUUCAGGGAACUUAGCAAAAGAGGCAGCUGGGAUUGGAGCAUUUCUGAUCUACAUCAGUACAGACUAUGUAUUUGAUGGAACCAGCCCUCCUUAUAAAGAGACGGACGUACCAAAUCCCCUGAACUUAUACGGUAAAACCAAACUGGAGGGUGAAAAGGCAGUCCUGGAAAAUAACGAAGGUGCUGCAGUACUUAGGAUUCCUGUUUUGUAUGGGGAGGUGGAAAGACUGGAGGAAAGUGCUGUGACUGUUAUGUUUGAUAAAGUGCAGUUCAGUAAUAAGUCUGCCAACAUGGACCAUUGGCAGCAAAGAUUUCCUACAAAUGUGAAGGAUGUAGCAGUUGUUUGCAGACAGCUAGCAGAAAAAAGAAUGCUGGACCCCUCCAUAAAAGGAACGUUUCACUGGUCUGGCAAUGAGCAGAUGACAAAGUAUGAAAUGGCAUGUGCCAUUGCAGAUGCAUUCAACCUUCCCAGCAGCCACUUGAGACCAAUUACUGAUUGUCCAGUUGUAGGCGCUCUUCGGCCAAGGAACGCUCAGCUUGACUGCUCCAAGUUGGAGAUGCUGGGGAUUGGUCAGAGAACACCAUUUCGAGCAGGAAUCAAAGAAUCCCUUUGGCCUUUCCUCAUUGACAAGAGAUGGAGGCAGACUGUCUUCCAUUAGUUUGUAACUUUU
Lagopus muta (rock ptarmigan) is the source of this 1093-nucleotide messenger RNA. It is a transcript of the gene MAT2B, whose product is annotated as methionine adenosyltransferase 2B. Gene Ontology annotation, biological process: S-adenosylmethionine biosynthetic process. The transcript has 7 exons. Gene Ontology annotation, molecular function: methionine adenosyltransferase regulator activity. Gene Ontology annotation, cellular component: methionine adenosyltransferase complex. Lineage: Eukaryota; Metazoa; Chordata; Aves; Galliformes; Phasianidae. The record is from RefSeq and is a predicted model, not a curated record. Bases 77 to 1081 code for a protein of 334 amino acids.